UCUUGGAUGAGCCAAUGACUUGUGGUGCCAAAAUGAGACAUCAUGGGUAUUGUCUUGCCCUCACCUUAGCUGUCCUGGGAUCAGGUGGGUAAAUGUCCUUCUCCUCCAUUGUUAACUUUGUUCUUAAUUGAUUUAAAGACAUGCAUAUGAGAAUAAAAGGCUGGCACUCAAUGUUACACAUAAAACAGAGCCAAGUUGCCUACUGUUUCAUGCUUUCAUUUUAAUGUUCUGUUUAUUUUAGGUUUCUUCACCGUUGGGUCAGCCAAGGUAACAUACAUUAUUGUCUAUACACAACAACAGGGUUUUCAAGAUCCGAAACACUUGGUAACAGUAGCUCUUGUUCCUAAAAAUAAAAACUGGUUUUGCUAAGAGCCUCUCAACUGAUGAAUGAUGGGAUCAGUUGUAGUGGAUGUACCUAUUGUGGUGUGUUAAGUCAUCAAAAACCAGUUUGAUUGUGACAAUUUGAUUAAAUCCAUAUGAUAAUGCAGCAUAUGUCAAUGUGUUUCAAGCUAUGCUGAUAUCACAAUCUCUUUUUUUUAGUGUAUUACAUUGUGCGAUGGGGGAAAUAGGUAAGUUAAAUAAAAUUGGGUAUGUUUCUUGUUUCAUUGCCACUGUGGUCAUGUAAAACUGAUUAGACAGGGGGCUAAGAGAUUGACUUAACUUGUGAUCUAUGUAAUCACUAGCACCCAUGGAAACUCCACCGGUGGAAUGUGUAACAGGACUGAGGGUGCAUGUGCUCCUGUGAGUUUCCCCCCCCUACAAGUUACACAAAUACCUCACAGAAAAUUCCUUAACAAGAGAUUCAUAUUUUUAUCUCUAUAUCACUAUAUUUUUUAGUUUUCAAAUGCGACAUUUGACAGCUUCCUAAGCUGUGCUGGGCUGAGGAGGAUCAACGACACACAGGAGCACAUCGACAGGCUCAAAGGAGUUAUGGAAGAGGCCUUUCAAUUCUACUCAGACUCCUUCAUGGUACAGUACAACAAGAGAGACACAUUUGAUCAACAGUUUCAGGGGAAAAUUGACAAAAUGCCAUUGUGGGAAUUCUUACACAGGGACACUCAAAGUCAAACUUAAAUGAAUCAUAGUUUUUGUCAGCACGCUGGAGAGGUUCCAACCAACUCAAUGCACCAUAGUGCACAUCUGUCAGAAGCCCCCGGGGCAGUCCCAGCAGUUAUCUUAUAUACGGCUAUACACAGACAAGUUAUAUUUGCAUGAUUUAGCAUAAUUAAUUAAUCAUUACCGUUUUGUUUCAUCCAUGUGACCGACCAAUACUGGUAAAUAACAUGUGACAGACCAAUACCUCACGAGGCUUCUUCUCUCUAAGCAGAUACCUUGAAACUGAGAUAUCUUUCUCCUCACGUUCUCAAAACAAGGUCUGGGCAUACUGCCAAAUUGCAGAUACUGAUAAGUGAGGAUUUGUCCGAUCAGUCACUUGCAUAUACACAGAAAUUGUUAUUAGAUCAGCACAUUAAUAGAAUAUAGAAAUGUAUAGAAUAGGAAAGCACCAACAUUAACAUUUCCAUCACAUGUUAUAACAGCAUGAAGUGGACGUAAUGUGCUUUAUGUUGACAUCACUGUUAUUUCCCAUACAGAGGUUCAGCAGGGAUCUGCAGCCCAUCCUAGAGCUGAUCAAUGGGCUCAGCUUCAACACCUCAAAGCCCAGGUUCCACGACGUCAACUUCACCAGAGUGUGGUUCCAGCUCAAGCUCAGGCCACGCCUUGCCUAUGUCUCAGAAAGCCUCCUCUCCUGUCUCAGCACAAGCGACCUCACCUGCGAGACCUACCAGGCUCUGUGAGUUUCCCAUUUUCCCUGUGAUUUUUUGUGUGUUUCCGAUACUUGAUUUGUUGUUGUUUUGAUAAUUUUUAGUGUACAUGAAUUGGAUGUGAAUAUCCUGAGUAUGGACCCUCAACGCCAAAGGAUGGUCUACACGUCCUUCAUGCGCAGGUUUCUGGAGAGAAAUGAUACAGCAGGUAGCCUAUUUAUUUCAUUAUUGAUGGAUAUUGUCACUCAAUAUAUUUGUACUUGGCUGGUGAAUGCGGUAAUCUGUAGGAUGUGAUUGAGAGUUCUAUUUGUGUUCUAAAAAAGGAUGCCUCAUCCAUGGGAACAGCAGUGAGCAGUGGCUGAUGCGGAACUUUGGAUCCUUCUCUACCUUGGUUGACUUUGAAGACUUCUUUGCACUGAACAUGAAUUUCAGUGGUGUAAGUGUAGAACUUUAUAGGGGCUCUUAAUAAAGCAGGGACUGUAAUGUCAGGAAGAUACAGGAUGUCAUUAAGAUGUUAUAGGAUGGUACAGGAAUCAAGAUUAAGUUCUCUCUCCCACAGCUAUCAGUCCUGGCACUGCUGAGCCCGGAACAGAAGGCUGAGUUGGUUCUUCACCCCGGAAAUGGAGGCCUGGUCAAUGGCACCAUCAGCCUGGUCUUCCAGAGUCUGCUUGGACCUCUAAUGAACAAUUAUCACCUGAAUCAGUCAAUGUACAAUUCAACCAUGAUGUCCAACAUGACUGCAGGCAAUGCCACAGGACCACAUGAACUUGAUAGAGUGGGUUAUGUGUUUCUUUCUUUCUUUUUUAUUUAUUUGGAUCCCUAUUUGCUUUUGCAGAAGCAUCAGCUACUCUUCCUGGGGUCCACAAAAAAACACAAAACAUGACAAGUAACAAAACACUGAUAGACAAGAACAGUCAAACAAAUUUCAAAUACAAGGAUAUACAAACAAUACAACUAAAAUAUGUUGAAAAGGCUGUUUCUUUUGCUGUCAUCAACUCCAUGUACAGUAUGAACCAACUAAUGAUUACAAAUCUAUGGUUGCAGACUCUAAACAACUUCCUGUCAUUCCUGAGGCCCUUGGGUAGUUUCAUCAAGACCUUGGUGGGCAGCAUUCGAGCGGUAUGUGUUGUCUUUUACAAUCUCACAAGUAUGAACAAAUGAUUUCCUUUCCCUAGUGUUGAAUGUAAGUCCAAUCUGAAACUAUGUACUAUGCACUAUGUACUGUCUCCCCACAGAGAAAUGUGAGCUCGGAGAGACGGCAUGUUCUGGCCCAGGCAGUAGUGAACUGGAUCCUGGCAGAGCUAGCUGGACACUUCUCCCCCAACUUCACACUGACGAAUGAGACAGUCCCCAGCCAGACUCCCUCUCUCAGUAACUUCAGCAUCACCAGCCUUGAGGACUGGUUCCAGCAUGUGGUCCUCCCUGCCCUGAGACGCUUCCAGCCCAACAACCAGACUCAGAUCCCACACGACCUUACUGCUGUCUUCGACCAUGUCUUGUGAGUUAAAUACAUAUGUUAUGUUAUUAGCCUUAUGUACUUAGUAGACUUUGUCUAGUUGAUUCCGAUCAUUUGGAUAGGACGCAAUCCAGGAGGGAGCCGCGCCGGAGAUGCCCAGCUCGGAGAGGGUGGAGAGGAGGAUCUGAUGGUUCACAGUAUCAAAGGCAGCAGACAGGUCUAGAAGGACAAGAGCAGAGGGAGAGAGAGUUAGCUUUAGCAGUGCGGGAGAGUCUCGUGACACAGAGAAGAGCAGUCUCAGUUGAAUGACCAGUCCUGAAACCUGAUUGGUUUGGAUCAAGAAGGUCAUUCUGAGAGAGAUAGCAAGAGAGUUGGCUAAAGACGGCACGCUCAAUAGUUUUGGAAAGAAAAGAAAGAAGGGAUACUGGUCUGUAGUUGUUGACAUCAGUGGGGUCGAGUGUUGGUUUUUUGAGAAGGGGAGCAACUCUCGCUCUCUUGAAGACGGAAGGGACAUGGCCAGCGGUCAAGGAUGAGUUGAUCAGCGAGGUGAGGUAGGGGAGAAGGUCACCGGAGAUGGUCUGGAGAAGGGAGGAGGGGAUGGGGUCAAGCGGGCAGGUUGUUGGGCGGCCUGCAGUCACAAGUCGCAGGAUUUUAUCUGGAGAGAGAGGGGAGAAAGAAGUCAAAGCAUAGGGUAGGGCAGUGUGAGCAGGACCAGCAGUGUCAUUAGACUUAACAAACGAGGAUCGGAUGUCGUCAACCUUCUUUUCAAAGUGGUUGACGAAGUCAUCCACAGAGAGAGAGGAGGGGGGGGGGGGGGGGAGGAUUCAGGAGGGAGGAAAAUGUGGCAAAGAGCUUCCUAGGGUUAGAGGCAGAUGCUUGGAAUUUAGAGUGGUAGAAGGAAACAUGUGACAGACCAAUACCUCACAAGGCUUCUUCUCUCUAAGCUGAGACCUUGAAACUGAGAUAUCUUUCUCCUCACGUUCUCAAAACAAGGUCUGGGCAUACUGCCAAAUUGCAGAUACUGAUACGUGAGGAUUCGUCCGAUCAGUCACUUACAUGAACACAGAAAUGUGUUAUUAGAACAGCACAUGAAUAGAAUAUAGAAGUGUAUAGAAUAGGAAAGCACCAACAUUAACAUUUCCAUCACAUGUUAUAACAGCAUGAAGUGGACUUUUAUGUGCUUUAUGCUGACAUCACUGUUAUUUCCCAUACAGAGGUUGAGCAGGGAUCUGCAGCCCAUCCUGGAGCUGAUCAAUGGGCUCAGCUUCAACACCUCAAAGCCCAGGUUCCACGACGUCAAUUUCACCAGAGUGUGGUUCCAGCUCAAGCUCAGGCCACGCCUGGCCUCUGUCUCAGAAAGCCUCCUCUCCUGUCUCAGUACAAGCGACCUCACCUGCCAGACCUACCAGGCUCUGUGAGUUUCCCAUUUUCCCAAGUGAUUUUUUGUGUGUUUCCAAUACUUGUGUUUCCAAUAAUUUGUUGUGAUAAUUUUUUGUGUACAUGAAUUGGAUAUGAAUAUCCUGAGUAUGGACCCUCAACGCCAAAGGAUGGUCUACACGUCCUUCAUGCGCAGGUUUCUAGAGAGAAAUGAUACAGCAGGUAGCCUAUUUAUUUCAUUAUUGAUGGAUAUUGUCACUCAGUAUAUUGGAAUUGUUGGCAUUUUGUACUUAGCUGGUGAAUGCGGUAAUCUGUAGGAUGUGAUUUAAGAGUUCUGUUUGUGUUCUAAAAAAGGAUGCCUCAUCCAUGGGAACAGCAGUGAGCAGUGGCUGAUGCAGAACUUCAGAUCCUUCUCUACCUUGGUUGACUAUGAAGACUUCUUUGCACUGAACAUGAAUUUCAGUGGUGUAAGUAUAGAACUUUAUAGGGGCUCUUAAUAAAGCAGGGACUGUAAUGUCAGGAAGAUACAGGAUGUCAUUAAGAUGUUAUAGGAUGGUACAGGAAUCAAGAUUAAAGUUCUCUCUCCCACAGCUAUCAGUCCUGGCACUGCUGAGCCCGGAACAGAAGGCUGAGUUGGUUCUUCACCCCGGAAAUGGAGGCCUGGUCAAUGGCACCAUCAGCCUGGUCUUCCAGAGUCUGCUUGGACCUCUAAUGAACAAUUAUCACCUGAAUCAGUCAAUGUACAAUUCAACCAUGAUGUCCAACAUGACUGCAGGCAAUGCCACAGGACCACAUGAACUUGAUAGAGUGGGUUAUGUGUUUCUUUCUUUUUUAUUUAUUUGGAUCCAUAUUUGCUUUUGCAGAAGCAUCAGCUACUCUUCCUGGGGUCCACACAAAAAAACACAAAACAUGACAAGUAACAAAACACUGAUAGACAAGAACAGUCAAACAAAUUUCAAAUUCAAGGAUAUACAAACAAUACAACUAAAAUAUGUUGAAAAGGCUGUUUAUUUUGCUGUCAUCAACUCCAUGUACAGUAUGAACCAACUAAUGAUCACAAAUCUAUGGUUGCAGACUCUAAACAACUUCCUGUCAUUCCUGAGGCCCUUGGGUAGUUUCAUCAAGACCUUGGUGGGCAGCAUUCGAGCGGUAUGUGUUGUCUUUUACAAUCUCACAAGUAUGAACAAAUGAUUUCCUUUCCCUAAUGUUGAAUGUAAGUCCAAUCUGAAACGAUGUACUAUGCACUAUGUACUGUCUCCCCACAGAGAAAUGUGAGCUCGGAGAGACGGCAUGUUCUGGCCCAGGCAGUAGUGAACUGGAUCCUGGCAGAGCUAGCUGGACACUUCUCCCCCAACUUCACACUGACGAAUGAGACAGUCCCCAGCCAGACUCCCUCUCUCAGUAACUUCAGCAUCACCAGCCUUGAGGACUGGUUCCAGCAUGUGGUCCUCCCUGCCCUGAGACGCUUCCAGCCCAACAACCAGACUCAGAUCCCACACGACCUUACUGCUGUCUUCGACCAUGUCUUGUGAGUUAAAUACAUAUGUUAUGUUAUUAGCCUUAUGUACUUAGUAGACUUUGUCUAGUUGAUUCCGAUCAUUUGAAUAUGAUCAUUAGUAGUAUUUCGCACUAAAUAUUAUGCCUCUAUAUUAUUUUUCAGCUUAUUAAAUCCUCCAAUGGGUUCUAAUUCUUCAAUGUAUUCAAUGGUUGGUGCCAUGGAUGUCUGUCACAUUGGCAACAAUGAUGAUAUGUGCUCGGUGAGUUUUAUCUGUCACUAUGUUCACCUUGGUUAAGCCCUCCUCAUUAUCUCUCAUUCAAUAGGGGAUCACUAUCUAGAGGAUGCUUUGUGAUUCUUAGCCAAAGUAUUUCAACAAUCUAGACUGUUCCAACAAAAACAUUUCAAGCCAAUACAUUGACGUCAAGUAGGCCACUCCUAGUUGAUAGGCAUCAUUUUUCCUAAUGCUACUAUUAUGGGUGUUUGUUCUUUCAUUGUUUCUUAUUAUCUUAAAGGUAGACUCAGCGAUAUGACGUAGGUGCACAAAUUAAACAGCAUAAACUCUUAGAACCUAAAAGGGUUCUUCUGCUGUCCCCAUAGGAGAACCCUUUGAAUAACCCUUUUUGGUUCAGGUAGAAUGCUUUUGGUUCCAUGUAGAACCCUUUUGGGUUCAAUGUAGAACCCUUUUCACAGAACCCAAAAUACUUCUACCUGGAACCAAAAAGGGUUCUACCUGGAACCAAAAAUAGCUAUCCUAUGGGGACAGCCGAAGAACCCUUUUGGAACCCUUUUUUCUAAGAGUGUAGUGGGUCAAUUUCCGCAACAACUAAGAGUGUUGAAGCGCAAAGCUCAACUCCCCCACUGUUUUGGUCCCGUACCUACGGGGCUCUAACAGCGUGAAGCAAACCCAUGUACAUGCACAGAUACUGUAUGUGACUGUGUGGGAGCAAAGUCUUGCAUCUCGCUCAUCAUCUGCAGUGCUGCUCGUGGCAAUUGCUGAGUCUACCUUUAACUUAACAUUUUUCUUGCACUGGGGACUUCCAAUUCCAAAAUCCUUUUAAAUCUUUAUUGACUUCAUGAUGAUACGUCUUCCCCUGUCACAGGUAUCCCAUGCAGCAGAAAACCUGGCUGUGGUCCUGAGAUGUGUGCCCCAUUCUAACCUGAGCCUCACUGGAGAAAAUCUGAAACUAUUGGUCACAGAGCUAUCCAAGACACUGGAUAACUCAUUGACAGGACCACACCAAAUUAUGGUAAGAAUACUUUCUUUUCAAUCAUCAGAGAUUCAAUUAAAGUCAAGACAAAUGUCAUAACACUGUGGAAUGUGACUCAUAUUGUGAAAUCCUUCCCUUUUAGAAUGGCAGUUUGGGUUUGUGGCCAAACCUCACAGACUUGUUUGGCCAGCUUCCGACAGACAGCUUCAGUGCUGAGAACCUUGGUGAUGAGAACUUCAUCCGCUUCUGGUUCCUGAUCAGACUGCGGCCCCUCCUACCUUCAGUGUCAGAGGAGUACCUAUCCUGCCUCAGCACUAGAGACUUCAGCUGUCAAGCCUACCAAGCCCUGUAUGUACAACACAAAGACAAUUACAAAUACAUUUUUCAGUUCAUCAACAUAUUUGUUUCAUAAUCUUCUUCAAUAUAAAUGUUACAUAUCCUAUUGAUAAUACCAAAAGUGUGUAUUCUGAAUCCUGAUUUUCUCAUUACUUACAGUGUCAUGGGGACUGAGUGAUCACAUCUCAUCAAUGGAUGAGAUGAGACAGAAACUGGUCUACACACGCUUCAUUCACCCAUUCCUCUCAAAACACAGACAUUCAGGUAUUUAUUUUGAUAUGGCGAUUUGUUUCAUUUAGGACUGAUUUUGUGUGUCUUUUUUCAAAUAAUGUAUUGAACUGAGUGAACAAGCUAAUACGAUACAUUGCAUACUUUUCUUUCAGAUAUGAUGGGAUGUCCUUCAAAUGGGAGUUUGGAUUCAAUUAAGAGAUAUUUUGGGAGAUUUUCAAUUUUCCCACCUCUACAGCACUUCUUUGAUUUGCACAGAAACUUUUCUGCAGUAAGCAUUUACAUGACAUUCUACCAACUCAGAAUAUUUCUAUAACUGGAUGUCUUUAAGGGAUCAGGCUACGUGAUUAUGUCUUUGUAGCACAAUAUUCAUCAGUGUGACAAUGAUGUGUGUCUCAUCUGUCUUUCAGCUGGAUGCCCUGCCAGCUCUCUCUCCAAAGCAGAUAGCAGAACUGCUGCUGAUGCCCCACACUCCACCUCCACAGAGAGAUAACAUUAUUAACAGAGUCUUUGACCACCUCCACAACGACACCAGACUCAGAGACUUCCUCCAUGACCUGCAGAUGCUAAUAAGAGGGGUACUGUCGCUACCUUAAGCACACUUCAAAUUAUAUAUUUGUUGGGCAUAUUGAAGUUUUGCUAAACUCCUUUUGAUUUUUUUUCUCUCUCACAGGCUAACCUUGAGUGUGAGUCUUUCAGAAGCAUGUAAGUAUCAGGAAUGUUUUUGAAAAAAAAGAACACCCACACUGUACAACUUUGUAUGUUAGCAGAGUUAAUUACAUCAGUUUUUAUUUCUCAUCAAAGAUUCAACAGGCUGGACAGGGCUGCUGCAUCUGCCCCAUCUGAUUUGGUAUCAGUCAUCAGAGACAUACAGGACUCCAUAAUGGAUGCUGCUCCUCCGGGUGAGUCAGGAUUUAGAUAUGAUUAUGUGAUUGUGAGCUGUGACUCAAUGUAGUAUUUUUCCAUGUCCUGACAUCUGUUGUUGGUUUUGUCUUACAUCAGGUUGCAACGUCGUUCCCUUUAAGUUUGGGGUGAGAAAAAUCUCAACGACAUCAUUAUAUUAUCAUUAUGUUUCAAUAAAAUAAUUUGUAUUCUUCAACAAUACAUGUACUAUGGUCCGAAUUAAAUAUACUGAAUUGAAUUCCAUGAGAUUGACAUUAUGCCUGUUCUUUCCACCAGUGCUCUGUGACCCCCCCAGUCAAUGGUGAGGCAGUGUUUUGAACACCAUAUCAGAUUUUUUGAACUCAGAACUUUGAUAGUAAUUAAUAUUCAUCUCCUCUUGCAGAGAGCCACAUCUGUGCUGGAGUGAAUACGUGAGUGCUACCCCUUACCCUAUACAACAGUCAUAACAAAUGUAAAGACACAGCACAUCUUUAUAAUAGUCUAUAGUACAUUAAAUAAAUUAUGUUUAUUCAUGUAUGUCUUGUUUCUGAUAUGAUUUCCCUUCUCACAGCACUGAUGUGGAACACUGCAUGGCUGGCACGAAUAUGACCCAUAUGCUCUGCAACUUUACCAUCCAACAUUAUGCUUGCCUACCUCAGGUUUGACACUCUGCAUUGUGUGUAUUUAUGAAACCCACAUUCUACAUGCAACAUGUUUGAUUUGAUUGAUUACAUUUUUGAGGUGGUGGAUGAAUUGAUUUCCAAAAAUAAAUGUCCUUAAUGUAUGUGUUUCUUUGUGCCCUCUCAGCGUACCCAGCUAAAACCAGAGCAACUCUCUGAGAUCCUGCAAUGCAAACUGUCAGGCAACAUGACCUAUCCCAAAGAAAUGUGGAAGUUGUUCUUCACCAAAAAUUCUGCAUUUCUUGACGAGGCUCUUCACAGGUUUUCAAACACGGUAAAAAAACAUCCAGAAGAAAGGAGGACCAAGGCACUCUUCAUAUAAUUAAUUAAAAUGCCUUUACUUGUAUCCAUGUUCAAUGGAAACAAAGUUUUAAAACUCUGACGCAUUUCGGCUGCAUGGCCUUCGUCAGGGAGUACAAGGAUAUGAUAAUACAAUGUCCUCUUUUGAACAGCUUCUUUUGAAACAUAUUCUUUAAGAGUUUCUUGAAUUUGUACUUUGUAAAAAGUGAAAGUCAGAAGAUUGUGGGUAAAAGUCUUUAUCCAAGAGAACAUCUUCUGAGUUGUCUUUGUGUUGUCUUUGUGUUCAGUCUUACCAGCCCAGCGGCCCAUCCAUCUCUCUGGUGCUAGAUGUACUUGGGGAGGUAGUAGUUGACCAGUUUAGUCAGCAUGACCUGAGAAGUCCAAACCACACCCGCAAGUGGUUCCUGGGGAAUCUCCAACCCUUCCUCCCACAAGCCUCCAGAGAGUUCCUGUCCUGUCUCAGCACCAAGAACUUCACCUGUGGGACCUACCAGAUUUUGUAUGUGAAAACAUCAAUUUUAUUUCAGUGUGGUUGACUAUUUGCCCUCACUUGAUCUAGUACUUCAAUGUGGUGUCUUUGCCUUCGCAGAGUGGAAGCUCUAGGUCAUCAACCAGCUAACCCUAAACCCAGCUAACUCAGCUAUGGACAGACAAAGACAGCUUUUGAUCUACACUGAAUUCAUUGAGCCCUUCUUGAAGCGCAAUGACACUGAAGGUACAUUUAAAUUAUUCUGCAACGUCAAUGAUACCUGUAAAUGUAAUUUUACUAAGCAUGGUGAAGACAAAGGAAUUGUAAUCAAUUAGGAUAGAAAGACGGCUAUUUUUCUCCAGUCUUUGAAAAUAUUUUUUAUUAUUUCAGACCCCAACUGUGUCAACAACUCAACCAACAGCACUGACUGGCUUAAAAAGUACUUUGGGCCGUUUGUUGGUUUUGCCCCCCUAGAAGAACUCAAACGACUGCAUGGAAACUUCUCAGUGGUUGGUACUAGUUCAUGAUUUUGACCUUUUGAACUUACUGAUUCAUCCAAGAGCCAUUUGUUAACCAGUCUGAAUCCAUGUUCUUAUUUCACUGUGUAGGUGGAUGUCCUGCCUAUGCUGAGCCCCAGGCAGCUGGCGGAGGUGGCCUCCACCCCUGGUCAGCUCAGAAACCCUGGAGAUGUCGACAUCAUACUGAUCCAUGUGCUUACCAGAGAUCUGGGCGAGUUCUUUGACAUCGUUUCUCCAGCUGUUGAGGUAUGGAUGAGUGAUGUCUAUGGUCAAUUCUUAUACCACUGCCUUAUUUCCUAUAUACCAUUGCUUAGUACAAUCUUCUCAUGUGCUUCUGUCCUUCAGGGUCUUCACCUUCCGGUGGAUGUGCGCCAGGUGCUGCUCCAGCAGGUGUUUAACAAUGCCAACCUAUCAGAUCCCUCCAUCAAAGACCCUGAGGUGCUGGUGUGGUUGGGCCAGAGACUCCGCCCCCUGUUACCCAACUUGACAGAGGAGCAUGUGGCCCCCCUCUUCAACAUCGUCAGACACAGAGACUGCAACACCAGCCAAGAACCGUAAGAUCAGCACAGUGUAUUAUAGAAACACUAAUAAUUUCCAAUAAUGUGAUGCAUGUUUGCAACUGACCUUCGUGAACAGUACAUUACUGCUCUUAGUUGUGCUUGAUAAUGCAUAUCAAUGGGUGCUCUUUCUGGUUUCUGUCCAUCUACAGAGUGAAGUUGCUGAACUCGAUCCUACCAUCGCUGUCCAAUGGCACACAGGCUGCUGUCCAGCAUCAAAUCCUCAUGUCUCUCAGAGGUAUUCACCUAGUCAUCAUCUCAUAGGUUAACCUGUAGAAUUGUCUUGUCAUACCAUUAACUGACCUACAGUAUUUAAAAUGUUUUAUGUCAUCAUAUCAUGCAAAACUCGUCAUAUCGGCUGUAUUUCUGCCUGCUUGAAUGGCAAUAGCUCAGAUACACAUGAAAACACGAAAUAACCCCAGGAAUCAAUAGACAACGCUCAGAGAUGCACAAAAUGAUAUCUACCAUUCAAAAUGGGUUAAUCUUUCCAGACAGCUAGGUGAGAUCAACAACAUAUUACAAUCGUAGCAAGUACAUUUUCCCUCAACAAAGUACUAGUUACCAGUAACAGUAAUAGCUUCUCAUGAUCCUUCUCUAUAAUUCUCCCUAAAUACAUGAUAAUAUACAAUAAUGUGUUUUAUAUACCAUGGUCUGAGGGCCGCAGUUUUGGACUUAGUGCUGGACCAAAUGAGGGAUGGGUUAAUUUACAGUAUUUCAUUGUUCCGCAGAAUCAACUCCACUACGUUGCUAUAGGAACAACAGCUUCUUCGUGUUCCUGAGACAAUCCUUCCUCAACUUUCCAUUCCCAAAGUUGACCAACUUCCUCUCCCUUAUUCCACCACAGCGGGAAUCUGAGGUACAGUACAUUUAACGUGUUUCAGCUACACUUCAACUUUUGGAAAGUGUGUUCUGGCCUAGAAAGUCACUGUGUAUCAUAUGCUAUCUGUGUUUCCAGCUGCUCAACACCAUGCAUCCCUCAGAGCUCGGUACCUUCCUCAGGAAGCCACAGGUGGUGGACAACAAGACUAAGCUCUGCACAAUCUUCCGAAAAUACAAAAAAACUCCUGAGUUCUUGGAAACCGUAAGGACACACACUGCUGAUUGUGGCCACCAUUUUCAAGCACUCACUCCCUCUCCCUGAGUAUCUAUUUCUUAGGAUUUACUGAAAGAACAACCUCUGUUAAAUGGUGCGUUCUCUCAAUCCUUUGACUUUGAACAUUAUCUGUCUGUAGGAGACUCUUCCGGAUGAUGUGAUGCGUCCAGUCCUGCCCUGCGUCUGGCCUUUGGCUCUGUCCACUGAUGACAAGGCUGAGGUUGACCGCUGGUUUGACAACAGGCUGAGGAACUACCUGAAGUUCCUCAACAGAGACCUGCUCCAGUCCUCUGACACACUCAACGCCUCCUGCUUACCCUUCAGGAGACUGUAAGCUACCACACUGGAAAUACAUUACAUUUGCUGAUGCUAUUACACAGAAAUAUCUACAUAAUUGAAUGUGAAUAAAAGGAAGAAAAGUUUGAUGACUGUCUGCUGUGGUUUUGACAGUGUAUCUGUACUGGGAAGCAACCUCACUUUCAACAGCUCAGCCAUAACUCAAGAUGAUGCGUACAACACCAUAAAGACCUACCUCAACACAGGAAGUGAGUGUUUUAGUACUGACUACUGAUUACUCCAGUUUACAUUAUACAUAUACAGUGAGCACCAUAAUUCAUUGGACAGUGACAAUAUUUUUGUUAUUUUGGUUUUGUACUCUAGCACUUUGAGUUUGAAAGGAUACAAUGACAAUGAGGGUGAAGUGCAGACUGUCAGCUUUAAUUUGAGGGUAUUUUCAUACAUAUCGGAUGAACCGUUUAGAAAUGACAGAACCUUUUGUACAUGGUCCCCCCAUUUUAAGGUACUACAAGUAUUUGUUAAAUUGGCUUCACAGAUGUGUGUCGUUAGGCAGGUGUAUUCAUUUGUGUCGUUAGUGAAUACAGGAGAGCUGUUGAUGAAUAGUAUUGAUUCUAGACUUUGCUAUUGCCUUUGGAGGUUGUUGUUGGGGUGUGACAACAUGAGGAAGACAGCAGUGUCGAUGCAAAUGAAGCUGGCCGUCAUAAGGCUCAGAAAUGAAAAUCAAUUAAUCAGGAACAUUGCGAAAACCCUGGCCAUGCCCAAGUCAACAGUUUGGUUCAUCAUUAACAAGAAAAAAACUACCGGUGAACUCAAUUAUGUCAAAAGACCCGGUAGACUGAGGAAGACCACUGUAGUGGAUGACCGGAGAAUACUCUCUAUGGUGAAGAAAACCCCCCUGACAACAGCCCAACAGAUCAAAAACACUCUCCUGGAUGCAGGUGUAGAUGUGUCAAAGUAUACCAUACGUAGGAGACUACACCAGCAGGACUACAGAGGGUACACUACAAGAUGCAAACCACUAAUAAGCCUGAAGAACAGAAAGGCGAGAUUACAGUUUGCUAAAAAGCACCUAAAAGAGCCCCAAGAGUUCUGGAAAAGUGUGGAGAAAAAAAAGAAAUGCCCAUGAUCCAAAGCAUACCACCUCAUCCGUGAAACAUGGUGGAGGGGGUGUUAUGGCUUGGGCCUAUAUGGCUGCCAGUGGAACAGGCUCACUUGUCUUCAUCAAUGAUGUGAAGUAGAACAAUGAAUUCUGAAGUCUACAGGAAUAUUUUAUCUGCUCAGAUAAAACCAAAUGCCUCCAAACUCAUUGGACGGCACUUCAUCAGGCAACAAGACAAUAACCCCAAACAUACUGCUAGAGCAACGAAGGGGUUUUUGAUGGCCAAAAAGUGGAAAAUCCUUGACUGGCCGUGUCAAUCACCGGAUCUGAAUCGAAUUGAACAUGACUGAAGGCAAUAAGUCCCCGAAACAAGCAGGAACUGAAGAUGGCUGCAGUACAGGCCUGGCAGAGCAUCACCAGGGAAGAUACCCAGCGUCUGGUGAUGUCGAUGCUUCGCAGACUUCAAGCAGUCAUUGCAUGCAAAGGAUAUGCAACCAAAUAUUAACAAUGAUUACUUUAUUCUACAUUAUGUUAAACUGUCCAAUGCCCGAAAAUGGGGGGGACCAUGUACAAAAGCUUCUAUAAUUUCUAAACGGUUCAUCCGAUAUGUAUGAAAAUACCCUCAUAUAUUUAUAUUGUACUUUACAAAUUGCAUGAAUGGAUAUUUUUCAACAUAAAGGCUGUUACCAAAGAAUAUUCAUAAAUUCUGCUUCAUGACAGAUAUUCCUCAAGGAUGUAUGCCAUUUUAAUAAAAAUGAUUUGGUGUAACUUGUGCUAAAAUGAUUUCUCACAUCAAAUACAUUAAACACAUAUUUAUUGAUUUGUGACUUGUAGGUUCAGCAGCACCCAAGUGUUAUAGUCCCACUGACCCAAAGCUCAACUCCACCGCCUGGUUCCUUAACUACAUUGGUGUGUUCAUCACCUUUGUGACCAUUGAAGACUUCAACACGUUUGGCUCAGAGUCAACGGUAAGCCUAUGCACCUGCCUGUUUUGAUGAAGGGACAUCAUACAUUACCAAAAAUACAUAACCAAAGGUUUGUCUUUUUGUUUGGUUUUUACAGCUACAACUAUUUGCCGUGAACCCUGUCAACAUUGAGUUGUUCAAUUUCGCUGGAGCUCCUCAAAAUCUGACUAAACGCUAUACUGAGCUUAUCUUCCUGCAGAACUCCAACUUCCUCCCACUGCAGUGAGUUUUGGAACAGUAGCCACUAAAAUCAUUGGUUUUAUGUUACUAACUUACUUUAUUUAUUGCGUUUAUGUCAAGGGUAUGAUAACAGACAACAGUCUACAUUGAAUCUGAGUGACGCUAUGGGGAAAUUCUAAUCCAAGAAAGUGUUACUCAGUGUUUUAUUUCAUAUUUUUGUUUUAUUCCCAUAUCUUUAGGCUUCCACCACACUUACAAUGUUAUGUCCCAGCUUCCGCUUACUCUAAGCUCAAUGAGUCAGAGAGUGUGGUUGUCUUGGGCAACCUGAACCAAUCCUGUAAUAACGUGGACUCAGAGGUGAGCACCAUCGUGAUCUGUCUCCAUUUUUGUUUCAUCUUAACCUUAGACCUGUGUUUUGAACACAAGUAAAUUAAAUGUUACAGUAUGAGCCAUUAUUUCCAUGUUAUCACAAUCCAUUGAUUGGUUAAGUGAUACUGUUACCUAAUCUUUGCUGAUGUCAUUUCCUUCCAGAUUUAUUCCGCACUGGCAUCGAAUAUCCAAAUUGUCAGUCUGGGAUCAAUCACGGCCCUGGGCCCGCAGGUCACAAGUCUGACCACUGGCCAGAUCACUACAGCCCCGCCCAGUGUGAUUUUACAAUCCUUGAGUACUCUGAGCAGUAUUUCUGGAUGGAACUUGGGACAGUCCUUGUCCAUCAUACAGAUUCUCAUCACCCAAAACUUCCAGGUGAUUCACUUCUUAAUAGGUUUAUUGCUGGUGGCGUAUUGAUUGUGAGCAUCAUUCACAACCAUGAUUCCUGCUUUAAACCAUUCCAUCCUUUCUACCUCCACUCUAGAGGAUAUUUAAUAAUUCAAUGUUCUCUUUCUUCAGAUAAACAAUUCCAGCAGUCUAAUAAACCUGGGCUCUUUAGUGGGAGGUAUUCCUACCCAAACACUCACCGCAAUACCCGCGAAGCAGGUUCUAACAACAUCCGCCAACCCAACAUUUGUUACCAACAUGCUGACUGCUCCAAAAAUUGUGCAACAGAUCUAUGUUAAUAAGGUAUGUACUUGGCUAGCUAACAGUAGCUAGACUAACUGAUGUGAAGUAGGCGUUAUAAAUUUCCCACCCAAUAUUUUUCAGUAUGAGUAUAAUAGUGUAUCUAAUGUAAUGAUAAUAGCUUUUUAUAGGUUCUACAUGCCUCAUUGAAAUGUGUUAUGAAAAAAUCAAGGGUAAUCAAUCAUAAUAACAGUAUUCAUUUAGAAAUGUUGACAUGUUUUUGUAUUACUUAUUCAGAUCAUCUCAGAUGACACGGCACCAACGCAACUGAUAGUCAAUGUCCCAGAUGAAAUGGCAACCGAAAUUCCCAGGAAUCUACUGAAUUUCCCAACAACUGGAAAUCAAACACUCAUUGCUCUGAACAUCAACAAGAAAAAAUGGAAACCUCAGCAGGUAUUGAGGGGUUUGUAGUAUUCAAAAGCUGUGUAGACCUUCAACAUUUACACAAUUAUACAAUGGUGAACAUGUGUAUUAUACGUCUAUAAAUGUGUCUACACCUCUGUUUCUCUCUGUUUCAUUUAUAGGCAGUGCUGUUCUUUGAUACAGUAGCAAAUGGAUUGGAUGAGCCUGAUGAGUAAGUGUAACAGUGUUUAGAGAAUGUCGGUCCUGACCAAUAGCUGAGCAGAAAUCAUACAAAUGUAGCAUUUUCCCAUGGGGAUACAUUUUUAUUAUGUACUUGAACAAAAAGUGGUUUGAUGACAUUUAUAGUUAAUGUAUUAACUCUAAUGAAUGUACUCCAUUGAUUUCUUUAUAGCCUUUCUGAGUAUGUUCUUCAAGGAUUCACUUGCUCUCGUGUCCAGACUUUCGCCAAAACAAAAAUUAAACGUUUCAUCAGAGCUUGCAGACGUAGGGUCGGUCGAAGAAAGGUGGUUCUCAAGGAGACACAGGUGAAUAUUAAAAAUAAAAACUUUCUCUACAUCAACUAAAGGGCCCUACUCAAUCAAAACCGGUAGCCAGGCCUCCAGAUUACAUUGUUAAUGUGCCUGUAUGAAUUAUAAUGCAAAUGUUUUUUAUUUAUUUUUCAUGGCUACAUGAAUCCAAGCAUGUAUUCUCUCAGCACAAGAAUGACAGUAGUUACUGGAAACCCAGUAACAAGUUUUGAUUGAAUAUGUUUCUCUGUUUUCAAGGAGCUUAUUUUACUGACAUAUGAGAAAGUGACAUUUUGUUUUACAGCUAACUUGCAUGUGGAACAACGUCAAAGAUGAAAGUCCUCAAGAUUUUGUCAACUAUCCAUCAGAUAUGUUGCUGUAUUACAGGUAAGUUGGUCAUGUCACUGACAUUGUAAAAUACAUUGUAAAUGAGGGUAACUAAUGUUAGUUUAAAUUACUGUUAGUUUAUUACGCUGACAUAACCAAAUGAAAAUGCUAUAUAAAUGAAGCAUAAAGACAAUGUAAACUGUUUGUAUUUUUCUCCAGCUACACCAACAUACAACAGACCAACUGCAGAUCCUACUUCACUGAAACAGGAAGAGCAGACUUCUCCGUCCUGUCCAGCACGUUGGAUGGAAGAAAGGUUGAGCUACUGAACAAUGCCAAAAAGUGCCUGGUAAGUUAUGUAUUCAAAACGAAAGACACAAGUAUAUGACUGAAUGUUUAAAAGCAGUGAUUAUGACGACAUUUGAUUUAUUCCAGAACAUCCAAGGGACACAGCUCAGUCGAGAUCAUGUCGAGGUCCUGGGCAACAUGGCCUGUACUCUGGAUGAGAACUACAUUCAGAACUCUGACUUUUACAUCCUGGAGAAACUAAAGAACUGCAAUGACUUCUCAGAUAAGCAGAUUACAGCUAUGGAGAAUGUUAUCUGCAGUGGCAAGACCACAUAUGGGUAUGUCACAUUGUUGCUAUCGGAGCUGUGCUGAUUUGUGUUCAUGUAGAUACGCAUGAAUUGAAAAAUGAAUGCAUUUUUGUCGAUUGAUUUUGUCUUAAUCAGUCUGCAUUUAUUCUUAUCUGUUCAGAAACCCAAGUACAUGGAAUGUGGCCACUCUAGAGCAGCUUGACAUUCUUCCAUUGUACUUAAGAGAAAACUUCUGGAGACACAUCAGCACGGUAUACUAUACAUGACAAUUGCAUAGCACUUUGACAUUAUUUUCAAAUCAAAUCAAAUUGUAUUGGUCACAUACACAUAUUUAGCAGCUGUUAUUGCGGGUGUAGCGAUAUGCUUGUGUUUCUAGCUCUAACAGUGCAGUAGUAUCUAACAAUUCACAACAAUACACACAAAUCUAAAAGUAAAAGAAUGGAAUUAAGAAAUAUAUAAAUAUUAGGACGAGCAAUGUCGGAGUGGCAUUGUCUAAAAUACAUUAGAAUAGAAUACAGUAUAUACAUCUGAGAUGAGUAAAGCAGUAUGUAAACAUUAUUAUUUUGUAUUACUCCUAUCUUUUGAAUGACCUCACAUAAUUUGAGAUUGUUACCCAUCUCAAUUUGAAAAGCUCUCAUUUACCUUUUAUGCAUUUCUUAUUUCUUAAUGUGUUCUGUUUUGACUGACACAGCUAAAUAAAAGAAUGUUCCUGAAGAAAUUCAUGAAAAGACUGCGUACAAACAAGACAGAGAAGAGGAAACUGAAGAAGCUGUUCAAAGCAUGCACCGUGUCUUUGAGAUCCAAACGAAGCACUGGUAGGUUUAAAUAAUAUCAGGUCAAUAUAGCUGUUCUGUGGUUUAAUAGUGGAGGCUCCUCUAUGACAUGAAUGAUCACAUUUAUUUUUGAUACUUGUCUUUUUAGUAAAUGCAUGUCCAGACUCCCUUGGCAACAUUACUCAAGUGACCAUAAGUGAUGACGCGUUCCCCUUUGGGUAUGAGACCACCACGUUCAACCACUGUCUGAGCACCCAAGUAGUAAUGGACAAUCUGGCCAGCCUGACUGAGAAGAUAGAUGAUGAUGGCAUGCAACAGGUCAUUUUGGAGAAGCUACACCAGGUAUAAAACUUUACUGACACAAAACAGGAAAUCACAACAGAUUUCAAACUCAAAGUCUGCCAAGAGGUGGUCAUUCGGUAACAGCUCUUUAUGGUGUGGUCUUGUCCACCAGGCGUACCCCGAAGGUCUCUCAGACCAGCAGGUUCAGGUGCUUGGGUCAGUGUCUCGUGUGGCCUCCAUAGAGCAGAUCAACAAGUGGAACAUCACUACAGUGGACACACUGGCAGCACUGAUGGACAAUGACAAUGGAGAAUGGGACUCCGGCAAAGUAGGGUUAUUUAACUUUACACCAACAACGUCUUUAAAUGGUGUUUAAAAAAAACAUGAUAAACAUUUUGCUUCUAAAAGAUGUGUAUGAGUGGCUUUUCGAUUUAAAUGUAUCUUUCUUCUUCCUUUUCAAUUUCAGGCCAAAGUUAUUGUCACCAAGUUCUUAAGUGCUGGCAAUUCGCUUGGUGCCUCUAAACUGAAUUCAAUUGGAGGGCCUAACCUAUGUGCACUGGACCCCAGUGUGUUGCAAGGCAUCAGAAAUGACAGUCUCAGGUAAGAUCAUCUACAGAUCUUGCUGUGUAAGAGAGACACCUUGUGGUCGAGUCAUGCAAGUCACUCCACUUCACAUUUAUCUUGUGCUCUGGCAGUGUUUGACCUCGACAGAGGAUCCAGGCCUACACGCUCCUUAACCCUCCCGUUGUCCUAGGGUCAAAAUGACCCGCCACUGUGUUAAACCAACUUUAUUACAUUUUUAUAUUUUUGGGAUCAUUUGUGAGAAGGAGGCAGUGAGACUUUAAAGAAAGUAUCACUGCCUCCUUCUCACAAAUGAUCCAAAAAAUAUAAAAAUUAAAUAAAGUUGGUUCAACACAGUGGCGGGUCAUUUUGACCCUAGGACAACGGGAGGGUUAAUUAUGUUGGAACAUUUUCAUAUGCUUUUCUUUUUGCAUGUUCAUAGUUUGUGUUUUUCUUGUGCCUUUUGAACACAACAGAGAUGCAGAUGCUCUGGAAAUCACUAACUGUUCCUCAGCGCAUAAGAAGGCAUUAUUUGCAGUAGCUGAGAUCGCCUUCCCUAUCAACUUCGUCCAAACCCGCGCCACUGCAGAUCAGCUAACAUCCUACCAGCUCAUUCAGCCAUACCUGGGUAAGGGUUCCCUUUUCUGGAUACAUACAGAAAAGCGAUGCUUUCUUGGAUAUCCUGUAAUAAAAGUUAUUUCAAAUAUUUAGUUUGCUUGCGUGGUGACCUUAAAGAACCCUUGUGCCAUUCUCACCAUGUUCGUUGCCCUUCUUUAGGAGGUGCCAGUACCAGCUACAUACGGAGUCUGUCUGGGCUCAAUGUUAGCAUGGAUAUCUCCACUUUUGUUGGUUUGGAUUCAACUGUCGUCCAGGUAUGUGCUCAUUCCCAUACCAUUAAUCAAUGACCUGUGAUGGCAGUGACUCAAUUCAUUGGCAUCUAUCAUUUUUUCUGUAAUUCUCUGCCUCUAAAUAGGAUCUUAAUGUGAGUGAAGUGUCUGGACUCCUCGGCUCCAACCGAAAUGACAUGAAAACCUUUGAGAAUAACACUGUAGUGAAGAACUGGGUCUCAAAGCAGUUACAGUCUGAGCUUGACAAGCUGGGUAUCGGUCUGACCGGAGGAAGGGUGGUACCAACGAAUGGAACAGAUUCAAACACCACCCCCAUCACACCAGCAGUGACGAUGACAACUACUGCCACCACCAUCAUCAAAACAACUUCCGGUAAGGUGUCAAACGUUGCAUUAAUGGUUAGCAUGCUUCGCCCGUGCUAAAUCCAUUUAAAAAUGUGAUUCCCUUAGAAAGUGUUGAAAUAAUUUGGUUUGCAAAGAGGGAAAUUAGUUAUCUGCUCUGUAAUGUACCGUAAACAUAAUUGUACUUAUAAUGUAUAGGAAUGUGUUUGGGAACAUAUAGUAACAGUAAUGACAGAAGACAUGCAAAUCUUAACCUUGUUUUUCUGUUCUCUCUCGAUGUCUUUUAGGCCAGAGCAGAGGCACAUAUCCAGCUCCUCUGCUUUUCCUGUUUGGUAUCUUGUUCAUUGCAGUGCAAAUGUAGAUUAUAACAUUGCAAUAGAAGCAUUAUAAUUUAGACCAGGUUACAUAAUUAUCAUAUCACGGUCAUAAUAUUAAAUCUAUUUUUGGAAUCUAUUUUUAAAGAAGACAUUAAAGCUGACAUUAUCUUUGACAGCCAAAUGAGUGCAAUAUGCAAUAAAUAUGCCAUAUAAUAUGCAAUGUUUUAUCAACCAUUGCUCCAAUUGUAUUUUCAAUUGGUUAAUCAAUCAUAUUCAUAUCACUACUGUAGGUUAUUUAUCAACUAUUUAAUCUUUUUUUUUUUAUAAUGAUUUUUGUUUAUUUCAUUUUGUAUAUUGGGGAUGGGAAAGAAAUACAAAUUAAUAUGAGGGUGUUCUGUUGUUUGUUUUACUAAGAAGAGCCUCUGGUUGGGAAAAAAUAGCCACAUUUCACUUUAACUUGCCAGAAAUGCUUUUCUCAAAGAAAGAGAGAAAGGUGUGACUAUUCAAUUCAUGAAAAAGUGUCCAAUUUGAUUUUCUAGUUUUAUAUUUGCUCAUCAAUGUCAUUAUUAUUUACGGACCAUGGUUUUAUUUUGUUCAUUUGAUGGUUCAAAAUAGUGAUAGGCCUAAGAAACUGCAUGGGUCAAUCAGGAUCAAAUAAAUCAAAUGGGUUCGACAAAGCUUGUGUUCUCUAUGCCCAUCAUCACACAAGUGAAAAUACCAGAGAAAAAGAGGAGCGGCUCAACUCGGCGGAAACUCUUUCUCUCUCUAGCAGGUGGCGUUGUUUCGCCAAUGGUGGCCAAUGAGUGUCGAAUUUGUUCAACAACAAAAAAAUAAUGGCUUAUUUGCUACGUGAGGU
This is a messenger RNA of Coregonus sp. 'balchen', 21732 nucleotides long. The record is from the annotation of a GenBank genome assembly. NCBI's taxonomy places the organism in Eukaryota, Metazoa, Chordata, Actinopteri, Salmoniformes, Salmonidae.